This is a messenger RNA of Etheostoma cragini (Arkansas darter), 331 nucleotides long. It is a transcript of the gene pole3, whose product is annotated as polymerase (DNA directed), epsilon 3 (p17 subunit). Gene Ontology annotation, cellular component: epsilon DNA polymerase complex; CHRAC. The annotation marks the transcript as partial. The transcript is spliced from 2 exons. Gene Ontology annotation, biological process: heterochromatin formation; leading strand elongation; DNA damage response. NCBI's taxonomy places the organism in Eukaryota, Metazoa, Chordata, Actinopteri, Perciformes, Percidae. The record is from RefSeq and is a predicted model, not a curated record. Gene Ontology annotation, molecular function: chromatin DNA binding; protein heterodimerization activity.
CGCCAACAACUUCGCCCUGAAAGCCAAACGGAAGACUCUGAACGCGGGAGACGUUCUGGCCGCGAUGGAGGAAAUGGAGUUUGAGAGAUUCCUGGAGCCGCUCAGAGAAGCUCUGGAAGUGUACAAGAAGGGCCAGAAAGGGAAGAAGGAGGUUUCGGAGCAGAAGCGUAAAGACAAGGAGAAGAAGCCGGACUCUGAGAACGAUAAGAGCCGGGAGGAGGAGGAGGAAGAGGAGGAGGAGGAAGAGCGCAUGGAGGAGGACCGCGUGGAGGAGGAGCCCGAAGCCGAGAACGAAGGCGAGGACGAGGAGGUGGAGAACUGAUAAGAGCCG